Laetiporus sulphureus 93-53 is the source of this 3172-nucleotide messenger RNA. RefSeq lists its product as uncharacterized. Lineage: Eukaryota; Fungi; Basidiomycota; Agaricomycetes; Polyporales; Laetiporaceae. The transcript is spliced from 4 exons. The record is from RefSeq and is a predicted model, not a curated record. Bases 1 to 2967 code for a protein of 988 amino acids.
AUGGAGCUUGAUUGGCAGAGCCCACCUCUCGCCAUCUCUGGCAUAUACAAGGCACGCGAAUGGCAGGCAUCCCAAGAAGCCGUAGGAACCUCUAUCCCUCCGACUUCUUCUUCUUUCGUUACACGGCGCCGCUCCUCUAUGGCGCACGCACCUCCUCCUGGUCCUCCUCCUUCCCAACCAAUUCCCAGCGUGCCAGCUCUGCCUUCGCAGUAUGAGAUGUAUGAGGGGAUGUAUGACGGGAUGCCAGACACAUCAGAGCCGCAGCGCGGUACGAUGUCUCAGAUGCACCCUUAUACGCGUCCAGCAGCUUCAGCAAAUCUCGCUGCUGUCGCUGCUUUCUCACAGGCCCGCCUAGCUGCCGCCUCAACUUCUGCCUCUAUAUCUCCUUCUCCAUUACGUUCCUCCUCUUCAUUAGAGAACCUACUGGAUUCUCCACCUCUUCCGGCGCGACGUUCUACCUUUUCAAGACGCUUUACUGCUGCCCAGGAAACCAACUCGGAUCGGUCAUUGUUGGGUCCCACCGACGUGCGGCCAGAGCCCCGGCCGUCUCCGCGACGCGCUCUGACCAAAGCUUUAGAGCUUGCUCGUGAAGCUGUGCGUCUUGACUCUACAAAUGACGACCCAUACGGUGCGGUCGUAGCAUAUGGACAGAGCGUGGCAUUGCUGAGCGAGGUAAUGGAACGUGUCAUGAGGGGCGAAGAUAGCACGGAAAGCCAUAGAAAACAGAAUGGAAGGCGGAGAAGUGUGGUAGCGCAGGAAGAGGAAGUCAAGCGACUGAAGUCGAUUCAUGAUACAUAUGCGGACCGUAUGAAUAUCCUCAGCUUGAUAUACAGCAUACCAUUGCCAUCAACAUCGCCUCCGUCGGCAUAUGCGUCAUCCUUGUCGCAGUCCACCGACUCGACACGACCAUCCUCACCGUCAUCCAUAUCCCCUUCCGCAGAGUCAUCCGAUUCUCGCCAGCAUCUCCAGCCAUCUCUUCGCCCGCGAAGUCGUGACGGACUUCGGUUCCCUUCAGAGACUAUCAGGUUUUACGACAGCUCAGGCGAUGACGAGCUGGAUGCUGCGGAAGCGAUCGGCACUGCUUUGUCCACGUCGACUGUGCUACACUCAGUUGGCCGGACAGCGUCCCUGGGGGUUGGCGCUGGUAGUAGUUCACAUCCAUACGCUGCAAGCUCUGCGACACCCUCUGUAUCAACCAGCCUACCGAAUAGAGCGCAUACUGUGCGAAGCAGUCUGCGACCUCGUGCAUCAUCCAACCUUCCACCUCCUGCCCCACCCCCUACGAAAUCGCCACCGCCGGCUCCGGUGCCAGCGCCUGCUGCUGUGGAAUUGACUGCAGAGCCAACAUCCGCAAGUCAUUUGAAAGCGUCUGAGAGCGGUCGAAGGAGAGGCGAUUCUGUCAGCUCUGCCAGCCAUUCGCGCGCAAAUUCUGCAAGCCGCCUAUCGUCUCUGCAGGAGGAGAGGAUGGAGGAUUUAUCGUCGCCUCCAAGUGAGACGACACCGCUUCCCACUCUCAGCGAUGGAUCUGUUCUGCCAAGGUCGAGAAUGUCGUUGCAUUCUGCACCAUCGUCGGUUGUCUCCCAUGAGUCACACCCAUUGCCUCCUUUGCCAUCUUCAGCAGGUUCACCGAUAACCGCUCGUGUUGCUGCACCUGUUACUGGGAGUGCCUCGGAGCCACCCUCGCCUCAUGUUGCCACGCAGUUCACGACCCCGAGGCCCAGAGGUUGUUCAGGAUUUUCCGUGCGCUCGGAGGCCGCAGCACCCGUGAAUAGGCCAUCGUUGAUCAACACAUCCCCUCAUCUGGGUACCAUCUCGCAGCGACGGCAUAAGACUUCGAUUGUACCGUCGAACCCCUCUUCUUCACCGACUGAGUCCACUGCUUCCGCCGCCUCGAUGCUAAAUACGGGCCGCUUAACAGCAUCCGCAUUAUCUGCAAGCACUGUGUCGAGUUUGGGCAUUGGCUCGCGUAACAGGGCGUCAUCGCAGCCGAGCCGCCGUCCAUCGACAGCCUCAGGUUCUUACUUCCCAUCUGGGGCGACUGCGAUGCCCAAUGGCGCCCCUGCUCCACGAAAGCCGUCGAUCCCCUCUCGUCUCAACCCUAAUGUGCCACCCCAGAUCUCGAUCAACACUGCGUUAAUGUCACCGCCGUUGGGCCCAACGACGAUCAUGCCACUUGUCCCUCCGCCGCCAAUACCCUAUGGAAACAUACCCACUGCACCACUAUCGCCUAUGCCAGCGCUGGCGCCGCCAGAUCCUAUGCGAAAACCAUAUCAUAUGAUGUCUCUUCUCCGGCAGACGAUGACAUCCAAGACGGGCGGGUAUAUUACCCGCCGACUGCAUGUGCCGCAAGAGGUGUGGUCACAGGGCGGCGCGAAGCUCACCAACAUCCCAGAGAAGAUUCGAGUGGUGGAGGUACUAUGCUCCGCGCUGGAUGAACUGCAGCGUUGGAGCGUAGAGUAUUUCGGUGCGGGGAAUGUGAGCAGCGGGAUGGCGCUGGGGAUUGGCAGCAUUGGAAGAAAGGAGGGUGAGCAGUGGUCGAUGAAGCUGGAAGAGUUUGCGAGCGCGUGCGAUGGAGUUGUGGGCAACUUCGGGAAGAAGCUGGGCGUCGGAGAAGGCUUCGUGACCAAAAAGAGCAGUGGGGUUACUUCGUGGGGUGGGAAGCUGACCCGGCAAUUUGACAAGCUCACCAAUGGGAAGAAUCUCGAUUCGCCAGCGGUCUAUGUCCAGGGCUUGUCGAAGCUGUUCCAGCAGGCACAGUUGCUCGAUGAGCACACGAAAGCUGCGUUGUCGGUGCCUCCCGCUCCGCUCUACAUGGGCUUCCCUAUCGAGGUUCGGACCGCGCUCGAGUUCAAGCUGCGGCACGCGUCAGAGUUCUUCGCCAAAGUGGUGCUCACCUUCGUCAUUCGGGACAUGGCAUUGCUCCUGGAUAAAUACGUAAAGAAAUGCGAGAAAUGGCUCGCAGAAUGAUUGUAAGAAGUAAGACUAAUCAUAUUGCGCUGUAUGGGGCCAUGCCCCCUUUACCAUCUGUGACAGUCGUGAAGAUUCCCCCCCACGCAACACAUUGUAACUUUAUGCUCCAGGAUGACUAGAUUCCCCGCAUCUCUGUCCUCUAUGGCCUCCUUGCACUCUCCGUUCGCCCUACUUCGUUCUUUUUGCGGAACUUUCUGUAUGU